Molecule: messenger RNA, 267 nt
Organism: Setaria italica (foxtail millet)
Lineage: Eukaryota; Viridiplantae; Streptophyta; Magnoliopsida; Poales; Poaceae
Product: ethylene-responsive transcription factor ERF096-like
Exons: 1
Coding region: 1-267 (88 amino acids)
Biological process (GO): regulation of DNA-templated transcription; ethylene-activated signaling pathway
Molecular function (GO): DNA-binding transcription factor activity; DNA binding
Source: RefSeq, a predicted model, not a curated record
AUGGAAGGUUGCGGAUGCUUUGAUGAUGGCAAGGACGGCAGCAAGACAAAAUACCGUGGCGUGCGACGCCGCCCGUCGGGCAAGUUCGCCGCGGAGAUCCACGACUCGUUGCGACAGAGCAUGCGCACCUGGCUCGGCACGUUCGAUACGGCCGAGGAAGCGGCGCGAGCGUAUGACCGCACGGCGUACCGCAUGCAAGGGCACCUCACCGUGCUCAACUUCCCCGCCGAGACGCACAACUAUGUGCGCGGAUUGUCAUCUUCCUAG